Molecule: messenger RNA, 4024 nt
Organism: Varroa destructor (honeybee mite)
Lineage: Eukaryota; Metazoa; Arthropoda; Arachnida; Mesostigmata; Varroidae
Biological process (GO): regulation of gene expression
Cellular component (GO): cytoplasm; peroxisome
Molecular function (GO): CCR4-NOT complex binding; RNA nuclease activity
Source: RefSeq, a predicted model, not a curated record
UCUGUUGUCGAUUUAAUGAUAUAUUACUCUGUGAGAACGAUGUAAUUAAAAAACAUAAUUGUUCGUUUUGUAUAUGUGUAUAUAGAAUGUGUGGACUAACUAUAUAGAUGCGUAAAGGAUUUCCCAGUUGUCCGUGAAAAAAUCCGCACUAUCAGAAUUGAUAAAAAAUUACCUCAGUGAGGUGUCAUCAAAACGUAUUUUCUUUAUGAAAUAUACUUUUCAUGCUAUAAAACGUUUGCCGACUGAAUACGACAGCAUAUGAUUGAUGAAACGUGCAAAACACCAUAACAGGAUCUGCAGAUUCGUCAGUGUUUCCUCAGUGAGCAAAUCUAACGAGGUGUCCGCGUCAAUCUCGUUUAUUAUCCACUGGACCUGUUUUCAUUUGUUAUAGGCAAAAUGUAGUUUAACUAUUAUCGAUAAAUACAGGCUUAUUUAAUAGAUUUCUGUCUGGUUUGACACAAUUUCCAUAGAAGUACUUUAGGGCAUUCUACACAAUACGUGAUUACUCACUCAGACAUCACUUAAGGAUAAUAAUAAUAAUAAUAAUAACAACAACAAUCGAUAACGAUCGGCUAUCAACGAAGACAGGCUUCCAACCUGAAUCUGACAGAAAACUAAACAAGGCCUGCAGUUAUUUUACCUAGGACUCAGAAACCACAUUCAUGUGAAAAGCUUCUGCGUAAGAUCAAAGAGCGAGUCGCUUAGCAUCGCACUGCGUGUCAUUGAUUAUAUCUAUAUAUAUGAAUAUGUACAGUCGCACGUAGGCAAAUGUGAAAGCUUUUCCUUCCCCAUCCUCGCCAUUUUGUCAUACAGCAUGUCCCACAAGAAGCGCUUCCAGGUCAUUGCUGGAAACUGCGGUCACUACAAUUGCAAUUGUCGUCCGCACACGAACCAACCGGCUAGCGCAAUUCUUCCAACAUUAACGAGCACCCACCAUGGUGUCUACGCCAUACACAACAUGAUGCCACCAGUUCAAGUUCAAGCUAACAAUUUGCCAACGCAUAGCGGCUGUCGGGUGCCACAAGGUGCCAUGGUGCCAUUUAGUGUAGGGAUGCGCCCAGCCUCCGGCACCAACUCGGAUCCCAGUCAAACGCAGCUGUCUCAGACGUCUAUCCUCAAUCCGCCUCUAUCCAGAUCAUUUGGCUGUGCAGGUUCGAGUACAAACAGCCGCGGUGGGCUUUACAAUUCAUUCGUGGGUUACAACAGCAUGCGUCGCGUCGCGCAGCCGUUGGUCUGUAGCCAGGACUACCCGAUGGUACGUAACAACAGCAUUAGUAGCAGCCUUGGAAUAUACCAGAAAUCCCAUGACAACAGAGAAGCGGCAAAUAGCAUGGGAGGACCACCGUUACCGCAGUGCCAAGGGUAUCAUAACAAGUUGGCGAACACCGCUGAAAAUAGGAGGAGUCCACAGUCGCGGCCUGUGCUCAUCCUAUGGGACGUGGAGAACGUACAAGUGCCCAGAGACGUGCCUGUUACUCAUGCUGUGUACGCGGUUCGAACGUACGUCCAACAUGCUCUUAACGGCAACUCGUGGUUUGAAACGGAUUUCGCCGUCGCUUGUGAUGUGUUUCGUCACCCCACCAAGCGAGUGGCAGAAAUGAAUGAUGCUCAGAUAACUGUGAUCCAUGUCAACUCGAUGUCAAAAAAUGCUGCUGAUAUGAAGCUGAAGUCCUAUAUGCAUAAGUUUGCGACAAUGUUUAGUCAGCAGUCGGCGUGCGUUGUACUUAUCUCAGGAGACGUCAACUUCGCGCCCGAACUUCACCUUGCCCGUCAUCAUGCCAAAUUACAGAUACUUCUACUGCAUAAUCAUAUGACACCAUACGCAUUACGUGAGAUUGCUCAUUACGCCGACGACUUCUAUCGAGUCGUUAUGAGCACUCCGAAUUUAGAGGGCCCGGCCAGUGUUUGGACUGAUGGCGUCUGUCUACCACAGCAGCAACAGCGACCGCUUGCCAAACAGUUGACACAUAUUGUGGUAGCAAACUUACCUGAAGAUGUCGAAACGAAUAAGAUUUCAAAGCGCCUAUUAAAACUGACGGAGAACACCGGUGGUCGAGUUGUCAACGUGCGAGGGUCUCUUGCCCUCAUGAAGUUUCCUUCAUCGCAAAAUGCGACAAGGGCACUGGCGAGAAUUACCGAGCGAGAUGUCUGCGGACACCGCGUGCUCGCCUAUUUUGUCGACGGUCCCGGUUCCCGCAGCAAGUCGAUAUCGGGUCGUCCUAACACUGAGUCGUCUAAAUCAGUUAGUACUUUCACAAAUCGUGAAUCUCACUCCAGCGGAGAGCCUACCCAUAGCAAUACGUCAAGCGAUUCUGCGGAUACUCCCUGCGCGCUCGAUAGAAGUCAUGAAGCUCCUGGCGACUCGCGCAGCCUACGGAUAUCUCCACGCGCCGACCAUUGUUUGCGCGAAAGCCAGUUAAACUCAGGAGCUUUCGACUCAGCAUGCACGAUUGAACCGUUAGACGGGCAAGCAGAUAGCUCUCCGUGCGGAACAAGUUCAAGCGGCACCCGUGACGACGACGAUGAUGAUGACGACGACGACAGUAGCUCACAUUGUAGCUCACAGCUGUGCCCUAGUAUUGAGAACCUUCAUGAAAGGGUAGAAGCCCCUUACACUUAUUCCCAGAAUACGAAUAUGGAGGAUGCCCGUGGACGGUCGCUUUUGAGCUUCCUUUUGCCCGGUUCGAUUGAAAAGGACCACCCAAACUCAUACAGCUCUGCUAUUUCUCUCAACGGCAUUGGCCUUUAUUCAGAGAACGUCCUCAGGGAGGGUGCCUCUUGUACAUCAUGUACAUGCGAAAAAAAUGAUCUCUCUAGUAAAACAAAAGGGGAAAUAAACCCUGAAAGUCCCGACAUCGCGCAACCGCCCAAACCCAGGCACUCGUCUUGUAUCAUCCACCAUGGUCGCUUACUUAGCGGUUUAGACGCUUCUGCAGAAAGGCAAAGCUGUAUAAGCCACUUCGACAACUGCGAAGCAUCCAAAUACAAUGAUAUGCUUGGCCAUGAUCUCCUUAAAUUCGAGCAUGAAUAUGGAAGGCGCCACGCAUCGGGUGCUACUUUUGCCUUUGGCCAAACGGACGCAGAUGACGGAUGUGCGGCCUGUACGGGAACGUCCCGGUAUGCAGGCAGUACGCAAUUAGACAAGAAGGCGGGAGAUACGCGCAGAAACUGUUUGUCUGCAGGGCAUCGCGGGUCUUCCAGACGGACCUGCCUUUAUGGAUUGCACCAUACGCGUCUGGAGAAAACUAUCAUAAUGCUGGCUUACGUCGUUUAUAAAAUACUUAACAAACACCAGCUGCUAUCUUCAAGCCUGUUAGGAAAUUGUACAGGAAAUGGCGGAAAUGCUUUUGGCGACUCAAUCAGCCGAUAUGUACUAUUCGGCCAAAGUGCUUACUGGGCUUGAUACCACAUGGCGGCGGGACUUCAUCCAGCGCUGGAUUUUGCAAUUAGUGAAUAAUUCAGACAACACCAGGACAGUCGACCCAAUUCGCGCUUUGGAAAGGUGUCGUAGGCUACCCAAGACGAUAGACGAAUUUGAGGAAAAGACGACCGCGGAAAACAGGCAGAAUUUCAGUCUGGGACAAGCGACCGCCCUCGGCGGACCCGACGUCGCGAUUGUUCUUGCCUUUUUCAUGGCAAGUCCAAAACCGCUGUCUCUAAACGAAUUGGAAACCCGGUUUUUGAAGUUGAGGGGUGCCACCCUACCGCUGUCGGCAGUUCACAUCUUACAUGAAAUGGGAGCCAUUCAAACCGUGCCUUUUGAAACGAGAAAUCGUGGCACAGAAAAUGCGUCCCCUAGAUUCGAUGUACAGGAGUUCUGCCGUAUUGUACGCGACUUGAUUCGACAGAUGAAUCAUGACCCUGAUGCUGUUUAUUAUUUAAUCCUUGCAACUGGCAAAAAUGCUUUACCUUGUCUACCGUACAGCUGCACGCGUAGACGCUCAAUCGCUUGCCUCUUGGAAAAGUAUGGGGUGAGCCAGUUUCCAGAUCUUGAUGCGGCCCACAUGCUCGAAGACUUCGCAGC